AGCACGCGCUCUAUUCCCAGUGCUAAUAAACUUGGUUCUUUGCAUGUUUAGGUGUCUCGUAAAAUAUGGCAGGAAAAAAAGGUCCUCGUGCUGUCUGAUUGGAUAUCAAGGUCAGUCAUGACUGCAGCGCUGGUCAGCGCGCGCUCUCUGGGCGGACGUUAGAAUCCCAAAGAAAGGCGCCGAUGUGCGAGUAGCAGCACGACUUGACGAAAGAGCAGUGCAAUUCUCAGAAAGCGGUGGACAUGGCGCAGGACGAGCUCCUGUCCGGCCUGAAGAAGGACCUGCGCUCGCUGCUGGUGUCGGCGAAGCGCGGCCUGUCCCCGGAGCAGCUCCGCAGGGACUACCUGUGCAUGCUGGGACAGGCCGUGCCCCUCAGGCGCCUCGGCUUCCGCAGCAUGCUGGACAUGGUGAAGCAAAUGCCCGAUGUCGUACAGCUGGACUACGCCGUGGAUGGCAGCGUGUUGUUAAAAGCGAUUGGAGAUGAAACCACGAAAGGCAUCGAAGAACUCGUCUCCAAGCAGCGUGACCGCAAAUCCAGGUCCUCGGCAAGAAAGGGUGCCUCCCCUUCCGGUUACCCUUCUCGUCAACGCCCAUUGGCGCUCCCUCGCUGUGGCCCCGCCCCCCCCGCCAUUCCUGCCCAGCUGCGCUCCCAGCUUAAACGGCUGCUGUUGCACGGUCCUGUGGGGCUGUCCGAGCUGGAGGCCCGCUACACCGCCUGCUUCGGAAGACCGCUCCAGGUCACGCACUACGGCUUCUACUCCAUCGCCGAGAUGCUGGCCGCUGCCUCGGACCUGAUCGCUGUGAGGCAGAGUCGCACAGGCUCCCAGCUCAUCCUGAAGGUGGCAGUUAGGCACAGACCCACCCCUGCUACCAUGCCCCCAACGUGGCCUGCAAGGAUAUCAGAGUUCCCUGCCAAUUCAGUUCAGAGAGAAAAGUCAGUGGUCGACAACAUUAAAAGCCCCAAGAACGUGAGCAGUCCCAAGCAGGGUGCAGCCGUCCGAGCACAGCAAGUGGAACCCAUAGCCCCUGUCCCAGAACCUGCAACGCAGGAGCAGACAUUUGAAAAAUCUGUUGCAAAGCUUGAAGAGGACCUCAGACAGAGGAUUCUAGAGAACGGAGACAACAGCGCAGUCAGCCCGGAGCUGAAGGACAAGCUUCGCAAGGUUGUGGCUGGUCACAGUAGGGGACUGACCAUUCACGACCUUCCGCUGGAGUACAAGAACAUGUACGGGGAAGAUUUACCCAUGGCUCAGUGUGGCUUCCUCAGCGUGACUGAGAUGGUCAGCACCCUCAGCGACACCUUCGACCUGCAGCCCGGACUCGAGCAGGGAGCCAAGCACUUACUAAUCAUGGAGGUCAAACACAACGGCCCUGACCCAGCCUUUUCCCAAAGUGAAGGCGGCCCGUGUGCAGAGUCGCUGAACCCUUCCAGCCAGGGCUACUACUCCACAUGCUCCAAGUCAGCCUGGGAACGGAAUGACGAAGGCAAUGAGACCACGGAAUCGUCGGAGUCCAACGUCGAGAUCAGGAUCACCAACAAGACCGUCCACCAGAUGGAGCCCAUUUUCCCCGUGGCAGUGGUGGGCUAUGCUGACGCCCAUGCGGUGCCCCUGGACGCGCUGCGCUGUCAGCGGUUGAAGCCGCCCACCCGUAGGAAGGAGAGGGAGCUGGUGCCCGUUCUGGUAGAGCACACCGGCUCGCCCGGCCACUUCAGCGUUCGCUUCAGCGUGAACCAGGAGGCCUGGACUUUGGAGAACAUGAUGUUUGAAAUGAGGAACUGUUACACCUUCCCCGAGGUGACGGAGCGCUACCGCCUCCCAGACGCGUAUGUGCGACCUGGCCAGGUGUGUUGCGUGUCCCCCGGGUACAUGUGGUUCUACCGGGUGGUGAUCCACCAGGUCCUCAGCACCACCCAGGUGGAGGUGUACUACGUGGACUUCGGAGACCUCGCCACUGUCGACAGGAGCGGCCUGCGAUUCCUCAAGUCAUGCUAUGCUGAGCUCCCUGCACAAGCAGUUCCAUCUGUGCUUGUUGGAGUCAAGCCUCUCAAGGGCAUUUGGACCAAGGACGCAACAAGCACUUUCCGGAAGUUGUGCUAUGACCGCACCCUAGUGGCCGCAAUCCACAGCUACCAGGAGGACAUCCUGCAGCUCUUUCUGUGUGAUACCCACACAGAAGAGGACCUCUACAUCCACAGGGCCCUUCAGGCCGAGGGCCACGGCACGGCUUGCUCUCCUGCCAGCACGCCUAUAUUUUGGCAAUUCAACCCUGUGACCCUUUACCUCAGAGAAGGCCAGUUGGAGGAAGUAAAGGAACAUCUCACAAACAGGACUCCUUCCGCGGACGUCCCACGCGACCAUGGUCUGGAUUGCUGGCCCCGGCAGCACCCCACCACAAUGCUCACGGACGCGGUGGAGAAGCUCCAGCUCAGCAGAGGAACAGAUGACCUCCUGGACCUUCCCGAACUGGAGUUAAUUGAUGCAGAUCCGGUGGGGCUCGAAACUGGAGUGUUUGACGGCCGUCUCGCAUCGCAGUGCCGGGUGACGCGCUCGUGCUGCUCUCCGUCCAUCCAGGUUGUAACGGCGGGCCCUUGUGGGGCGCUGAUGGAAAGGCAGGCGGCCGCUUUUGGUUACUGGGACUACGGAUGGACUCGCCGAAACGGCGCCGGCAAGGACGCGCCUGAACCUGCCCGCGAGUGGCAGGAGGAAAGUGCAGCAGCCGGGUCAGCGUCGGCGGCUUCGCCUGUCGGCCUGUCAGCGGAAGGUCAGCUGCUCAGUGAGCAUGUGCAGGAGUCGGAGCGAGCCCAGCAGCCUGCAUCCAGCAUACAUGCCCUCAGCCGUGACCGCGCAAGCAUGUGUAGUGGGAACUGGUCCCACAGACCGCCCGCCAGCUUCAUGUUCCCAUCAUCCUUCAACAGUCCUGGGCACAGACUGGGCCCUGACACCCUCUUCUUCAGCCGUGCCUCCCCGCUGGGCCGGGGCCCCGCCAUCCGCAUGGCCGCUGGCACAUAAACGGGCCUCAGCACAACCUUGAGUGACUCUUCCUGCCAGGAGCUAUCUGGAACGGCCUGCUACCACCUCCUUCACUGAAGUUGCUUGUUCAUUGUUUAGCAACUUUGUGUUUUUCUUUCCUUCUGUGGGUGAGGGGGGUUGGGGGUUGAGGGAAUAAUUAAACCGUUGCACCGUUUGUUAGCUGUUGUGUAGGCUGUUCGUGUUGGACCAUGCAAAUAAAGGUGGUGGUUGAAGAUCACUGUUCUUAUGA
Electrophorus electricus (electric eel) is the source of this 3261-nucleotide messenger RNA. RefSeq names its product tudor domain containing 5 (gene tdrd5). Lineage: Eukaryota; Metazoa; Chordata; Actinopteri; Gymnotiformes; Gymnotidae. The record is from RefSeq and is a predicted model, not a curated record. Gene Ontology annotation, biological process: germ cell development.